This is a messenger RNA of Clupea harengus (Atlantic herring), 2465 nucleotides long. RefSeq names its product DExD-box helicase 21 (gene ddx21). The record is from RefSeq and is a predicted model, not a curated record. NCBI's taxonomy places the organism in Eukaryota, Metazoa, Chordata, Actinopteri, Clupeiformes, Clupeidae. Gene Ontology annotation, molecular function: ATP binding; RNA binding; RNA helicase activity.
GCCCGUGGUAUCUGGCUGUGUCCACCGAAGCAGGUCAACAUCAAGAAUGCCGUCAAUAUUUUUCGAAGAUUCAGAAAACGCCGCAACAAACGGCAUUGAAGAUAUCAAUAUGGAUACGACCCCAAAAGUCAAAAAAGUCAAGAAGGACAAGACCAAGGAUGGAAAGAUCAAGAAACAGAAACCGGUUGCUGAAGAGCAGCCUGAUGAAUGUCAGCCACCAACUCCCAAAAAGAAAAAAAAAGAGAAAAAGGACACAGCCAUAGGAGACUUGACUGAUGUGAACGGCAACUCUCAUUCCACUGAAGGGCUUAAUGGUGACACAAUAAUUGUGAAAAAGAAAAAGAUCAAAACGGACACAACAGCCAAUGAAAACCUGGCAGUGACGCCAAAACUCAUAGCAAAAACCAACGGACAUUCCACAUCAACCACGCCAGCGCAGUCUAGUGAGGACUCCUGCAGUGAUAGUGACAAGGAGAUGCUUCCGAAAGAAACCCCAGAACAGAAAGUAGGAGCAUUCAAAAACUUCAGGAUAACCCCACCCACAAUCAAUCUCCUCAAAGCUCGUGGAGUUACACACCUUUUUGACAUCCAAGUGAAGACCUUCGACAGUGUGUACGACGGGAAAGAUGUGAUUGCUCAGGCCAGAACUGGGACAGGAAAAACCUUCUCUUUUGCCAUACCGCUUGUGGAGAAAAUUUUGGCCGAUGGAGAAGACAAAACAAGGGGAAGAGCCCCAAAGGUUUUGGCUCUGACACCAACAAGAGAGCUAGCCAUUCAAGUGGCUAAAGACUUCAAAGACGUUUCCAGGAAACUGUCUGUUACAUGCUUUUAUGGUGGAAGUUCAUACAACCCCCAGGUUGACGCUAUUAGAAUGGGUAUUGAUGUGCUGGUGGGAACUCCUGGGCGAAUCAAAGACCAUCUCGACAACAACAAACUGGACUUGUCCCAACUGAAGCAUGUGGUACUGGAUGAAGUAGACCAAAUGCUUGACAUGGGUUUUGCAGAUUCAGUGGAGGAGAUUCUGUCCUAUUCGUAUGAAAAAGACUCACCAGCCAACCCUCAGACCCUUCUCUUCUCUGCCACCUGCCCGCAGUGGGUGUACGCGGUGGCGAAGAAGUACAUGCGACCUGAAUGUAUACACGUGAACCUGAUUGGCAAGAAUACCCAGAAAGCUGCCACCACUGUUGAACACCUGGCCAUAGCCUGCCACUGGUCUCAGAGGGCCGCUGUCAUCGGAGAUGUGGUGAAGGUGUACAGCGGAGACAAUGGCCGUUCCAUCGUCUUCUGCGAGACCAAGAGAGAGGUCGAUGAGCUCGCCAACAACAUCAAACAGAACUGCCAGUCGCUCCACGGAGACAUUCCUCAGAAGCAGAGGGAGAUCACACUGAAGGGCUUCAGAGCCGGCUCCUUUGAGGUCCUCUGCGCCACCAAUGUUGCUGCGCGAGGACUGGACAUCCCUGAAAUCGACCUGGUGGUGCAGUGCGCCCCUCCCAAGGACGUGGAGUCCUACAUCCAUCGGUCUGGCCGGACAGGCAGAGCUGGCAGAACGGGCGUGUGUAUCUGUUUCUACCAGCGCAAAGAGGAAGACCUGCUCCGAUGCGUAGAACAGAAAGCCGGCAUCACCUUCAAGCGUGUUGGUGUGCCCACAGCCAAUGACAUCGUUAAAUCCUCCAGCAAAGAUGCCGUAAGGUUUCUGGACGCCAUUCCUCCAGCUGCUGUGGGGUAUUUCCGGGAGGCAGCAGAGAAGCUGAUCGAGGACAGGGGGGCUGUGGAGGCCUUGGCGGCUGCCCUCGCUCACAUCUCGGGGGCGGGCAGCCUGGAGCAGAGGUCCCUCCUCAACUCUGAUGCUGGUUACACAACGAUGCUGCUGACCUGCUCCAUUGAGAUGCACAGCAUCGGCUACGCCUGGCGCGGCCUCAAGGAACAGCUGGGGGAGGAGAUCGACAAUGAGAUCCAACGCAUGGCUUUCCUCAAGGGGAAAAAGGGUGUCUGCUUUGAUGUUCCAGUUGACAAAGUGAAAAGCUAUCAGGAGGCCUUUUCAGAUGGUCGCCGGUGGCAGUUGGUCGUUGCCACGGAGCUACCCGAAAUUGAGGAAAGCAUGCGUAACCAUGGCGACAGAAACGGAUUUGGCGGCGGCGGUGGUAGGGGACGUGGUGGCGGCCGUGGAUUUAGCAACAACAGAAGGGGAGGAGGUCGAGGAAGAGGAGGUUUCGGACAGAAACGCAGCUUCAGCAAGGCUUUUGAGUAACCGAGGGCCUACAUUUGGACUUGUGGUGACUGUUGUCUGCUCUUUGGGCUGAAGUUUUUGUGGUGUUUUGGGGGGAAAGCUGCUCCAUGCUGGAACGUCACUCCCCAAAAUGUUCAUGCUAUGAGCUGAUUGCUUUGCAAUUUGGUAUUUAAAUGUCACUUGAAAUAAACCCAUUCACUUGAAUGUGAUGAAUUCAUUAAACAUCGUCUUAUAAGAA